Molecule: messenger RNA, 2679 nt
Organism: Chara braunii
Lineage: Eukaryota; Viridiplantae; Streptophyta; Charophyceae; Charales; Characeae
Source: the annotation of a GenBank genome assembly
AGGACUAAAGGUCCAGAAAUUAGUAGACCCCAUAGUCAGUGUCCUYGCAGACAACCGCASGAUGCRCGUUGAGGACUAUGUAGAGGGAGUCCAGGCGUACUUUCGCCUAGAGAAGGAUGGGAAGGUGGAGAAAGUUCUCCAUUCCCUAACUCUCCACAUACAAGAUGACCUUCCUUUUGAUAUAGUGUUGGGAAUGGAUUGGGGAGAGGCAGCAGGGGCCACACUUCAUUUGAGAGAGUAUGAGUGUAGGCUCCCUAGUCCGGCGGGCGAAGUUAAGACUGCCCGCUUGUUCCAUGUGUCUGGUGUAGAUAACACCUUGACACAUUGUUGUCUCAGUGCUCCCGCAUUCGCGCGAUUAGUAAAGAAGGAGCAGUUAGAAGACCAGGUCUUUGUAGUUUAUGUUAGACUUGUCACCGAGGCCCAGGAAAAGGAUAGCUCCACAGAUCCAACAAUUGCCAAGCUGCUGGAAGAAUUCAAAGACUUGACUGAGUCGCCAACAGGAGUAGUGUCGCGACCCAUCCAGCACAGGAUAGAGAUAGAGCCUGGCAGUAGAACUCCUAAGGGUGCAGUCUACAGGAUGUCCCCUAGAGAGUUAGAGAAGCUUCGCAAGCAGUUAGACGAACUCCUUGAGAAGGGUUGGAUUAGGCCCAGUUCGUCUCCUUUUGGAGCACCAGUCUUGUUUGUCCCCAAAAAGGAAGAAGAGCUUCGUAUGUGCAUAGACUAUAGGGGUUUGAAUGCGAUCACCGUGAAGAAUGCUGAGCCGCUGCCCACGAUAGACGAUCUUUUAGAUCGGGUGCAGGGUUGUAGGUACUUCUCCAAAAUAAACUUGAAGUCCGAAUACCAUCAGAUAGAAGUCCAUCCUGAUGAUCAGUAUAAGACUGCAUUCCGGACUAGAUAUGGGCACUAUGAGUUUAUAGUGAUGCCCUUUGGACUAACCAACGCGCCAGCCACUUUUCAGCGUUGUAUAAAUGACCUGUUUAGACCAUGGUUAGAUAAGUUUGUAGUAGUCUAUCUAGACGAUAUCCUAGUUUUUAGUAAGACCCUCCAGGAGCAYCAGGGUCAUCUGAGGCAGGUCUUGGAGAAGCUCAGAGAGGCUAACUUCAAGAUCAACGCGAAGAAGUGCGAGUGGGCCAAGACGCAAGUUUUGUACUUGGGCCACGUAUUAGACGGAGAUAGCAUCAAGCCAGAGGACAGCAAAAUCGCGGCGAUUAGAGAUUGGCCGACGCCCCGCACAUUGACAGAGUUACGGUCGUUCCUAGGCUUAGCUAACUACUAUAGGAAGUUCGUGAGGAACUUCUCCACUGUCGCCGCUCCCUUGUGCCGAUUGCUGAAGAAAGAGGCAAUCUGGCAAUGGGACAAAGACUGUACGUCUGCGCUCAAGAAGCUAAAGCGCGCGUUAAUAGAGUAUCCAGUCCUCAAAGUUGCAGAUCCGUCUUUGCCAUUUGUCGUCACCACGGACGCGAGUCAGUAUGGGAUAGGUGCCGUGUUGCAGCAAGACGACGACAAUGGCUAUAGACCCGUAGAGUUCAUGUCAGCGAGGAUGCCCUGUGAAAAGGUUGCUGUCUCCACGUACGAGAGAGAACUCUACGCUCUCAGGCAGGCUUUAGAUCAUUGGAAGCACUACCUGCUUGGGAGGCACUUCAAAGUGUAUUCGGACCACGAAAUGCUCAAAUGGUUAAAGACUCAGGCCAAGAUGACACCUAAGUUGACUAGGUGGGCCGCAGAGAUAGACCAAUUCGACUUUGAGCUCAAGCCAGUGAAGGGCAAGUACAACGUAGUUGCGGAUGCUCUGAGUAGGAGAUCAGACUACUUUGGAGCUGUAGUACACUAUCUGGAUAUAGGGAGAGACCUGCAGGAGAAAGUGAGGCAAGCAUAUGCCCAGGACCCUAUCUAUAGCCACCUCCUAAAGAGAGUUAGAGAGGCCCCAGAGACUGAACCAGAUUACCGCACUACAGACGGGUUGUUGUUUGAGAAGACUAAUGUGUUUGACCGCCUGUGCGUUCCCAACAGCGGAGAGAUCCGCAGUUUGAUUUUAGGGGAAUGCCACGAUACUGAAGGGCAUUUCGGUUGGCAAAAGACAUUAGCCAACCUGAUGCGUGCAUAUACCUGGCCAGGAAUGAAGAAUGACUGCAUAGAGUAUGUCCGCAGUUGUAAAGUGUGCCAGAGGAAUAAGUCUACUACACGCGCGCCCCUAGGUCUUCUCAGACCCUUGCCUAUUCCGGAUCAGCCGGAAGACUCAGUGUCCAUAGACUUCAUGGACACUCAAGUCAAGAGCAGACAUGGUAAGAGCCAAGUCAUGGUCAUAGUCGACCGUUUUAGUAAGUAUGCAGUUUUUGUUCCUUUGCCUGCAGAGGCCCGUACAGAUUUAGUAAUACAGAAGUUCUUUGACUCUUGGGUUAGUGAGAAUGGAAUCCCAUUGUCAAUAGUUAGUGAUAGAGAUAGUCGUUUCACCAGCCAGAACUGGCAAGAACUCAUGAGAGUCUAUGGAUCUAAGUUGUUAAUGUCGUCCGGCCGUCACCCCGAGACUAACGGUCAGACAGAACAGAUGAACAAGAUCCUACAGCAAGUUCUGCGCAUGUAUAUUAGACCAGAUCAGAUCAACUAGGAUGAGAUGUUACCCAAGGUCGCUAGUGCGUACAACAACAACGUGCAUCUAUCCACCUGUUGCACUCCCAAUGA